AUGGCUUCAAAAGCUGCUUCUGGUAACAAAGCUCGUAUUCAUAUUAUUUAUUAUUCUAUGUACGGUCAUGUUGCUAAGUUGGCCAAAUCAGUACUAAAGGGUGUUGAAGCAAGUGGUGCUGAAGCACGACUAAUUCAAGUGCCAGAAACUUUGUCUAAGGAAGUCUUAGCAAAAAUGCAUGCACCCGAAAAAGAUUCAAAUGUACCAACUAUUGCCGUAGGUGGUGGCGGAGAAAAUACUAUUUCACUCGAAGACGCAUUAGUCAAUUGCGACGGUAUUUUAUUUGGAUAUCCAACGCGUUUCGGUGGAAUGCCCGCUCAAGUCAAAGCUAUUUGGGAUGCAACUGGUGGUUUAUGGAUGAAAGGUGCACUUGUUGGAAAGCCUAUCAGCGUUUUUGUUUCUACUUCAACACAAGGUGGCGGUCAAGAAACAACAAUCUUAACUGGAUUAACAAACUUUAUUCACCAUGGAAUGUUAAUCGUACCGAUUGGUUAUUCAUCUCCACUCUCCGCUAACAUGGAUGCUAUUCACGGUGGUAGUGCCUACGGAGCAGGUACUUUCGCUGGCAGUGACGGCUCUCGUCAACCAACAGAAUUAGAAUUAAAUAUUGCUGAACAUCAAGGAUCGCAUUUUACUCAAAUUGCAACUGCACUCAAAAUCGGUCGUGCAGCAUUGCCACCUAAAGAUGCCAAUCCACCCGAUGCCAAACAAUAA
Messenger RNA from Adineta ricciae, 714 nucleotides. NCBI's taxonomy places the organism in Eukaryota, Metazoa, Rotifera, Eurotatoria, Adinetida, Adinetidae. The record is from the annotation of a GenBank genome assembly.